AUGUCUCAAAUCCAAGGUCCUUUGGAUGUUCGUAUUACAUUAGCUCCUAUCCAAAUUAUGUGGCUCAAAGACCAACAGUCCAUGAUUAACGAUAUAUUAAAGAAGUAUGAGCCGGCACCUGAAGAUCAACCAUCCCCCUUAUCCCACAUAGACGAAUACGAACAAGACCGUAGAGCCUGGGAUUGGCAUGUUCUUAUUAGUGGUAGAGUGACUGCGGCCGCGAGAGACAUGUCUAUUCCCGAAUGGGCUAUCCCAAAUGUGAAGGCUAUUUGGGAUGCUCGAAGGAACAUUUAUGGAAAAGGACCACUUCUGUUCACUGCCCCGGAGGCCAUCCCUGGCCAACAAACCGGCGCUAAUUAG
Molecule: messenger RNA, 360 nt
Organism: Puccinia graminis f. sp. tritici CRL 75-36-700-3
Lineage: Eukaryota; Fungi; Basidiomycota; Pucciniomycetes; Pucciniales; Pucciniaceae
Exons: 2
Coding region: 1-360 (119 amino acids)
Source: RefSeq, a predicted model, not a curated record